Messenger RNA from Enterobius vermicularis (human pinworm), 1662 nucleotides. The record is from the annotation of a GenBank genome assembly. NCBI's taxonomy places the organism in Eukaryota, Metazoa, Nematoda, Chromadorea, Rhabditida, Oxyuridae.
AUGGAUGAUCAAAAACAGCUGUUACUGCUUGCUUUUCCGAACCCUGGUCACGACAAUUUAUUGCCGAAGAGGAUUAGAGAAGCCACAAAAAAUCGAAAUGAAAAUGGAAGUAUUUUGACGAAAGCUUUAGAAGGUAUUGAGGCAAGCGCUGUAUUGCAAAUGGUCGUAGGUCCCGAACAUGUUGCCUUCCUUUUCAAGAGUGGGUGUGUAGCUCGUCUUGGGUUUCAAAUCAUUGCAGAAACAAAAAAGGAAAGUUCAACGAACAGUGAUAAACCGUCUGAUUUUGGAUGUGGGCACGGCGGUGGUGUACCAUCUUCGAGUACAACAGGUAGUAGCUCGACAUCGACAACAAGUUCCUUAAGUCGGAAUUCCAAAAUUCGUCGAGUUAUGACUACAGCUCGUUGUCCUGGAACCCUUGGAGAACGUGCUGGGGUAAUUGUUGGUAGAACGCGUCCUCUAAUUCCAGUCAAUGCCAUACCGGAAAAUAUAAUUGCACAAGCUCAGGUGGUACUGCAAGGGAAAUCAAGAGAGUCAAUUAUCCGUGAGCUGCAGAGAACAAACUUAAAUGUUAAUGAAGCUGUUAACAAUUUAUUAAGUCGAGACGAUGAGGAAGGUGAUGAUGGAGAAGAAGGGUUUGAAGCUUAUUUGCCAGACGAAAUACUAUCUCUUCUGGAUGCUGGCAUUACCAGAUCAGAUGGUCAUGGUGGGGCGUCGUUGAUGGAUCAUGACUCCUUAUAUACAGGAGCUGACAGUUUUGACUAUAUCGUCUCUAGAAGUGACCUUUCUAGGAAGAGAAAUGAUAGAGAUAAAAAGAUUGAAAAGAGCAAGGAGACACCACAAGUGGCCACCACAAAGUUAAAUCUUAAUGAAUCGUUGCAGUUCUGGGGUUCUGAACAGUGCCCCUUUCCUGUCGGAGUGACUAAAUUUAUUAAAAUAGCCGCUAUGCACAGCGAAUUAUUGGCCCUUGGUGACAAUGGCUUCUUUUAUGGUUGGACAUGGAAAGGGCAAAACAGUGGAUCUCUGGCUCUUCACCCUUUAAGUCGGCGGCUGUUGCUUAAUGCUCCGAGCCACGAGAAGUUCAUCGAUCUUGUGAGUUGUCCUUACAGAGCUUGCGUGGUUACAUCAGCUAAUAGAGUUGCAUCAUUUUUGGAUUGUGGGUCUUGUGGCGUACGUGUUUGCGAUCGACUGAUGAUACCACUGACAGAACUUCCGGAAACGGAAGUAUAUUCCGCUGCAUACGUAACGUCCAUGUAUGCUGCAAUUAGAACACAAACGAAUAACUUCUUUUGGUUUGGGAUAUACCCUUUCGAAGAGCGAAGGAAGAUUUGGGAAAGAUUACGAUCACGUUCACGUCGCAGAGUAACCUUCGACGUUAAUGAGAUAGUAGAGGGCUGCGAAGUCAGGACUAAAUCGCAGCCAAUUUAUUCUGCUGGUUCGGUUGCAAUUAGUUUUCAAUCUGGAGUUCCGAUGGUUGGGAAGUUGAUGGAGUCGGCUUGGACUUUAGCUGAAAUCUGUCGAUUCCGUGUCCAGACACCUUCACAGUACGAUGCUGAACGACCUGAUGAUGGUUCGUGUCUCUCAGCUUCGGGUCACAUUAAGAGUUCUUUAAAUCGUGAGUUGGUUAAAGCAUCUUCUCCUCCCUCAGUAAUUUGGUGUUGCUAA